UCAGUGAUGCUUUAGGUUAGUCAAUUUGCUGCAAAGUAUUGGCACCCCCACCAAGCAGUAUAAAAGGUUAUGCCGAUGGGUAGAGGGGUGCCAAUACUUUGUGCAGUGCAAUAGACUAAUGUAGGUGCCCUAUAUAUAUAGUAGGAAGGUCUAACAAAUCAGCAUGUUAACCGAUAAGGCCAUGUUAGUCAGUUUGCGUUCACGUGAAUAGAAACCGAAAGUAAAACAUACUCGAGACAUCAGAAAGAUCACAGGAAUUAUUCUUCUCUCGCCAUGAAUCCGCAGGUUGUGUUCGCCCUGGGUGGACCCGGAGCCGGAAAAGGAACCCAAUGCUCCAAAAUUGCUGAGCACUACAGCUACACACACCUGUCUGCUGGUGAUCUGUUGAGAAAAGAGCGCAGCCGAACAGACUCUGAGUUCAGCCAGAUCAUCGACAGCUGCUUUAAACGGGGAGAGUUCGCCCCUGUGGAGAUCACCAUCACCUUACUGAGAAAGGCAAUGGAGGAGACCAUGAAGACCGGUGAGAACAAGUUUCACUUCCUUAUCGACGGCUUCCCUCCAAACGAGGAUAACCUGCAAGGCUGGAUGAAGGUCAUGGAUGGCAAAGCAGAUGUCAAAUUUGUCCUUUUUUUGGACUGUAGUAACGAAGUUUGCAUCAACAGGUGCCUAGAAAGAGGGAGGACUAGUGGAAGGGAUGAUGACAACAAAGAGAGCUUGGAGAAAAGGAUCCAGACGUACCUGCGGUUCAUGCGGCCGAUCAUAGAGCGUUACGAGAAGCAGGGAAAAGUGCGCACUGUCGAUGCCUCACGCUCCCUCAAUGAGAUCCAGAAGCUUUCUGAUUUGCUGUCUUUCUUGAUCUGCUGUGCAGGUCUUUGCCGAUGUGAAGUCAGUCUUCGACAGAGAAGGAUGAUCCUGCUGACUUUGCCCUGAAGGACUUUCCUUAAUGUCGACGACUCUAUGAGUGACUCUUGAGCGUCUGUAGAUGGCGGAAGCGUGUGUUACACACGGAGCAGCAGUACGGUUUCUCGCCGGUGUGGAUCAGCACGUGAG
Molecule: messenger RNA, 1050 nt
Organism: Ictalurus punctatus (channel catfish)
Lineage: Eukaryota; Metazoa; Chordata; Actinopteri; Siluriformes; Ictaluridae
Product: UMP-CMP kinase
Exons: 7
Coding region: 274-930 (218 amino acids)
Biological process (GO): 'de novo' pyrimidine nucleobase biosynthetic process; CDP biosynthetic process; UDP biosynthetic process
Cellular component (GO): cytoplasm; nucleus
Molecular function (GO): UMP kinase activity; ATP binding
Source: RefSeq, a predicted model, not a curated record